AUGGAGCGGUAUAAGUUGGCUAGGAAGCAGGCAAAGUUAGUAGUUACGGCAGCUAAGACUGCAACAUUUAGUCGUUUAUAUGAAAAGCUUGAGGGUAAAGGCUGGGAUAAGUUGAUUUUUAGGCAGAUUAGAGUUGAGGAAGUUGUGGGUGCUAUGCAUAAGAUGAGCAGGAGCAGAGCGACCGGGCCAGAUAAAUUCCUGGUGGAGUUUUGGAAGAGUGUGGGCAGAGCGGGCUUGGAGUGGCUUACUACGUUAUUUAAUGUCAUUUUUAUGAUGAAAAAGAUGCUCGAAGAGUGGAGAUGGGGUGCGAUGGUUCCUUUGUACAAGAAUAAGGGUGAUAUCAAAAAAUUGCAAUAA
This is a messenger RNA of Nicotiana tabacum (common tobacco), 357 nucleotides long. The record is from RefSeq and is a predicted model, not a curated record. Lineage: Eukaryota; Viridiplantae; Streptophyta; Magnoliopsida; Solanales; Solanaceae.